AUGCGUCGAGGUGUAGGAAUAACUGGAAUUAACCAACAACUAUUACAAAAGGCAAAAUUUAGUGAAAAAGGUUCUGAACUUGCUCAUGAUCAUUUAGAAAAAUUGUCAAAACAAUUUGAAAUAUUUCGUGACAAUUUGGAAAAAUUUGCUGAAAAACAUAAAAAUGAAAUUAAAAAAGAUGUGGCGUUUCGUCGACAAUUUCAAGACAUGUGUGCGACAGUCGGUGUAGAUCCAUUAGCAUCAAGUAAAGGCUUCUGGUCUCAAGUACUUGGUGUUGGCGAUUUUUAUUACGAAUUAGCAGUGCAAAUUGUUGAAGUUUGUGUUGCUACAACUCAACAGAAUGGUGGUAUUAUAUCGUUAGAUGAGUUAUUAUUACGUGUAAGAAAAGCACGUGGAAAAUCUAAGACAGCUCAAGACGUCUCACAAGAUGAUAUAUUACGUGCAAUAAAAAAAUUACGUUCACUUGGUGAUGGAUUUUCGACCAUUGAACCAACGACAGCUAAUGGUCGUAUUCUAAUUCAAUCCGUGCCUGGUGAAUUAAGUAUGGAUCAUACAACAAUUAUCAGUAGUUUACAAACAAAAGCUAAUUUUACUAGUGAACAACUGAAGGAGCAACUCAAAUGGAAUGAUGACAGAAUUAAAUCAGCGCUCGAUUUUAUGAUUAAAGAAGGUUUAUUAUGGGUUGAUACAAACGGGAAACAGACGGAAUACUGGUUUCCAGGUUUAUUUACAGCACAAAGAGUACAGGCCGGAGAGAGCGUUUAA
Molecule: messenger RNA, 765 nt
Organism: Didymodactylos carnosus
Lineage: Eukaryota; Metazoa; Rotifera; Eurotatoria; Philodinida; Philodinidae
Source: the annotation of a GenBank genome assembly